GAGCAGAGCUCGCAAAACAGUAAUAGGUACAUCCCUGAACAGAUAGUCCUCUCUCAAAGAGAAAGUAAUGUCAAUAUACCCAACCCUAUUAUAAGGCCUGCUGGUACUAGUUCCAAAUCGUUAGAGAAUAAUAUCCCUACAUCUAAUAUAUCUGAUAACACAUCUAGCGACGAACAAGAUUUAAUGCAAGAAAUAUCAACAUCUAUCAAGGAACAAGCACAAAGUAUCAUUUCUCCUGAAAUAAAUCAUACGAUUAAAAUUUCAGAGAACAAU
Racocetra persica is the source of this 273-nucleotide messenger RNA. Lineage: Eukaryota; Fungi; Glomeromycota; Glomeromycetes; Diversisporales; Gigasporaceae. The record is from the annotation of a GenBank genome assembly.